Messenger RNA from Heterobasidion irregulare TC 32-1, 252 nucleotides. RefSeq lists its product as uncharacterized. The transcript has a single exon. NCBI's taxonomy places the organism in Eukaryota, Fungi, Basidiomycota, Agaricomycetes, Russulales, Bondarzewiaceae. The annotation marks the transcript as partial. The record is from RefSeq and is a predicted model, not a curated record.
ACGCAACGCCCCGGCGUCGAUUUCCACGAUACUCACUCCCCAGUCGCUCGUUUCGAGUCAUUUCGACUUGUUUUCUCACUUGCUGCCAAGGAGAACUGGCUCCUCGAGCAGAUUGAUGUCAAAUCCGCCUACCUUAACGGGAAACUCGACGAAGAGAUAUUCAUGAGGCAACCCGAAGGUUUCCAGGUCCUCGGGAAAGAGGACUGGCUGCUCCGCUUGCUCAAAUCUCUCUACGGCCUAAAGCAAUCUGGU